AUGUCUCCUCAACAGAAAGCUCUUCUUCUUUCUAAAAAGCACGGUGACUUUGAGCUUGGCUCCCGCAGCAUCCCCAGUCCUGGCACUGGGGAGGUUCUGGUCAAGGUUCAAUCUGUUGCUCUGAACCCGGUUGACUACAAGAUCAGAGAAACAGGGUAUUUCGUGACUGAUUACCCUGCCGUUCUGGGCGUGGAUAUUGCUGGCGUCGUCGAAGAACUAGGGGAGGGCGUCGAGAAUUUCCGCAAGGCGAUAGAGUGUAAGAUAACUCUUUUCUUUGGAUUGGCGCAUGGCAAUUUCACCAAUGACUUUGGUGCAUUUCAGCACUAUACGUUGACGGAUGCGCACUUCACAGCAAAGAUUCCUCCAAGCCAAUCUUUCGACAGCGCAGCCACUGUUCCCCUGGGGCUAGAUACUGCGCUUGUGGGGUUAUACGGAAAUCAUUUUGGAGCUGGGUUGACCCCUCCUUGGACGACAAAUGUUGUCGAAUCAAAAACACCUAUUGCCAUCCUCGGUGGUUCUUCCUCUGUGGGUUCAUACGCUAUCCAACUCGCUCGUCUGUCAGGAUUUUAUCCUAUCAUCGCUACAGCCUCUCCGAGCAAUGAAGAACUUGUCAAGGACUACGGCGCAACCCACUUUUUUGAUCGGAACCUUUCCGGCAAACAACUGAAGGCCGCCAUCAACAAAAUUACUGACAGCCCUAUCGGAAUUAUUUAUGACGCUAUCUCGUUGCCAGAAACACAGUCUGUUGCAUGGGAAUUGCUUGCAGACAAUGGCAUCCUCGUAUUGACCCUUCCUGCAUCAGUCAAGGAAGAUGAAGGGAGGGGGCGUAAGACUAUCUCAACCUUCGGGGGCCCACACGCCCCCCAGAAUGAAGAGCUCUGCACCAGCUCCUGGGCUGUGGUCGAAAAGUGGCUUUCAGAGGGCGCUAUACAGCCGAACAAGUAUGAGGUUCUGCCGAAUGGGCUUGAGGGUAUCAUUGGAGGACUGGAAAGGCUGAAGUCGGGACAGGUGUCUGGAACGAAGUUGGUUGCUCACCCUCAGGAAACACAGUGA
Molecule: messenger RNA, 1053 nt
Organism: Suillus subaureus
Lineage: Eukaryota; Fungi; Basidiomycota; Agaricomycetes; Boletales; Suillaceae
Product: GroES-like protein
Exons: 5
Coding region: 1-1053 (350 amino acids)
Molecular function (GO): oxidoreductase activity, acting on NAD(P)H
Source: RefSeq, a predicted model, not a curated record